This is a messenger RNA of Talpa occidentalis (Iberian mole), 3891 nucleotides long. RefSeq names its product xyloside xylosyltransferase 1 (gene XXYLT1). Gene Ontology annotation, molecular function: UDP-xylosyltransferase activity. Lineage: Eukaryota; Metazoa; Chordata; Mammalia; Eulipotyphla; Talpidae. The transcript has 4 exons. Bases 1 to 1182 code for a protein of 393 amino acids. The record is from RefSeq and is a predicted model, not a curated record.
AUGGGUCUCGUCCGCGGCGGGCCCCCGUGCGCCCGGGCCAUGGCGCGCCUGGGCGCCGUGCGCUCCCACUACUGCGCGCUGCUGCUGGCCGCGGCGCUGGCCGUCUGCGCCUUCUACUACCUCGGCUCCGGCCGGGAGACCUUCUCCAGCGCCACCAAGAGGCUGAAGGAGGCCCGCGCCGGGGCCCCCGCCGCACCCUCGCCGCCCGCGCUGGACCUGGCGCGGGGCUCCGUGGCGCCGGCCCCCGGCGCUAAGGCCAAGAGCCUGGAGGGUGGCGGGGCCGGGCCGGUGGACUACCACCUGCUGAUGAUGUUCACCAAGGCGGAGCACAACGCGGCGCUGCAGGCCAAGGCCCGCGUCGCGCUGCGCUCCCUUCUGCGGCUCGCCAAGUUCGAGGCGCACGAGGUGCUGAACCUGCACUUCGUGAGCGAGGAGGCCAGCCGCGAGGUGGCCAAGGCUUUGCUGCGCGAACUGCUGCCGCCUGCCGCCGGCUUCAAGUGCAAGGUUGUCUUCCACGAUGUCUCUGUGCUGACAGACAAGCUCUUCCCCGUGGUGGAGGCCAUGCAGAAGCACUUCAGUGCCGGCUCGGGGAGCUACUACAGCGACUCCAUCUUCUUCCUCUCAGUCGCCAUGCAUCAGAUCAUGCCCAAAGAAAUCCUGCGAAUAAUUCAGCUGGACCUAGACCUAAAGUACAAGACCAACAUCCGAGAAUUGUUUGAGGAGUUUGACAACUUCCUGCCCAGUGCUGUCAUUGGCAUAGCGAGAGAGAUGCAGCCAGUGUACAGGCACACAUUCUGGCAGUUCCGCCAUGAGAACCCCAAGACCCGCGUUGGUAGCCCUCCUCCCGAGGGACUUCCUGGCUUCAACAGUGGGGUGAUGCUGCUGAACCUGGAGGCCAUGCGCCAGUCCCCCCUCUACAGCCACCUCCUGGAGCCCACGCAGGUGCAGCAACUGGCAGACAAGUACCACUUCCACGGCCACCUGGGAGACCAGGACUUCUUCACCAUGAUUGGCAUGGAGCAUCCCGAGCUCUUCCAUGUGCUGGACUGUACCUGGAACCGGCAGCUUUGCACCUGGUGGAGGGACCACGGCUACAGUGAUGUCUUUGAGGACUACUUCCGGUGUGAGGGCCAUGUCAAGAUCUACCAUGGGAACUGCAAUACCCCUAUCCCAGACGUCUAGGUACCUUGCCACCAGCCAUGCCCUCCGACCUCUGGAUCAGAGGAAGAAAAGGGGCACCGCUGGGACAGGCCCCAGGGCAGUAUCUGGACCCAAAAAAAGACACAGUGGAGAUGUCUGAUGUGAUAGGUGCUGCAGCUUUCCCACCCAGAGGGGUGUUCUGAGGCCACCCAGGGAGAACAGACCCACUCACUGCUGGUGCUGAUGACCUUUGUCGAUGAGGGGGCCAGGCAUUGUAAAGAGCAAUCAUGUAGAAAUCUUUUUGUGGGCUGGAAGCAAGCCUUCGGGAGGAAGGGAGAGAGAAAAAGUACCCCUAGCCUUUAGCCCUCAAAGUAUAGAAGUCCUUGUAAUAACUGGCCUUUCUUGGACCAAAUAUAAAUUUAUUUUAAAUUGAUAGGCUUCCAUUUUUUCAAGAAAGAACAAGCAGUACAGCUGUAGCUCCCAGUGAGCACUAAAGGAGUGAACCGGGGUUUUAACAACCAGCCCAGAGCUGAAGCAUCCAAACAUGCAUGCCCUAGUGGGCUGUGCACAUACUCCUGUGACGCUCACAUUGCUUGAUGUAGGUGGAAAGACGACACCUCUUUGGGGAGCACCCUUAGGGCCAGCUGUGGUCACAUAAGAAAACUAGUCCCAUUAUUUUAGUGAUCAGAGCGUUUAUCUCCCAACUGCAUUGCAGAAGCUCAUUACACCUGUUUCAUCAAGCCAGCUCUAGGUGACCAAACUAUCCAGAAAUCAAACCUCCCAUCAAAGGACAGAAAUUGCCACCCCCAAGGACGUGCAACAGAGUCACCUGGCCUGGGGAGACACAUGCAGACAGGGCCCUAGCAGUUCACCAGGGUGCCCGUGUGGCCAGGGGUGUGUGGCGCCUCCACUAAGCAUUCUGGUCUGCUUAAAAAGUCUUUUAUUGCACCAUGUCCUGCCCUCUACCAAGAAGAAACUAGGGUGUCCUUUCCUAAUUUCUUCUUUUAAUGAGUUCUCCUCUAAGUACUCUGUGAACACAAAGCCCCUUUUUUAUCGUCCAGCUGAGGUCCUUGGGGAAGAAACCUGGUUGGAGUUUCAUCUCAUUUAAUUUCAAUUGAAUAUGCUUUUUUUUUUCAUUUUCAUUUAUUUUUUACCUGAAUAAAAAUAGCUAAUAAACAAUCUUUGAGAACACAGUGAUUUAUGUGUUUGUUCUCCCAGCACAUUUUUCUGUUUCGUGAAUGUUCUGAAGGAAGAGUGGAGCCGGUGCCAUUCACGUGAUGAAGAGGGUGUGCUGGCAGCAGCGGGGGUCUCAGGACGGCAAUGCUGCCUUGGGUCCAGUGUGGAGAGUCAUUUCAUUCUGGGCAUUGCAGGCCCAUUCGCCCUGAGAGCAAAACAGCCCCAUGCUCUGAUCCUCUACCCCAGCCUGUCCAGUCACAUCAUCCCUGGACUCAUUUUUCCCUAAUUCUGCUCUGACAGAACCUGUCUGUUCUCUUAGGGACUUGCUUUUCUGUUUCUAGCUGCCAGGAUGGAAUGCCUGCUGUGUGCCAGGCAUUAUAUCAGGGGAUUUAUAUUCACUAUUGAUGAUUCUCAUGAAAACCUCCUGAAGAUAAUUCGUAUUUUAAAUUUUAUUAUAAGAAAAUAAUGAGAGAUUGGGACAGAGAAGCACUGUUUAUCGCAGCACUUUUUAUAGUCAAAAAGAAUUGCGAGCAGUUUAAAAUGUUAAAUAGGGGAGUGAAUAAAUAAUGUAUAUUAUAUUCACGUAAGGAAAUACUUUGGCAUUAAAAUCAUAUUUUUUGAAGAAUAUGUAAUGCCUGAGGAAAUGCUUGCAAUGUGCUGUUAGAUUAAAAAAUGCAAAAUGCAAGAUCAUUGUAGGAUGAUCCAAAUUUUAUUUUUAAAAUUACAUAUAUGUAUAUAUAUUAUAUAUGUACGUGUGAAUAUGUAUAUAUAGAGAAAGCCUAUUCUGCUAUAUUAGUUCAACUCCUAUAAAGUCGUGUUUCGAAUGCAUUAAAAAAAGAAUUAUUUCAAUGGAAAAAAUAACAAGGGUUCUCUUUUCUGUAGCACUUUCAUUGAAGUUUCUAUAGCAUUGAGUAUAUUUUGUUAUUAUAAGAAGAAAACAAACAAACUGGUUGAUCAAAAUGAGCAAAAGCCAGACAAAAUAUCCUCACUGACGUUCAAGAUCACCUAUUUGAAACUAACCUCUUCUCAAGAGAAGAGGUGACCUUGACCUUACGGCUCCACGGUGAACAGCAAAAUAACAUCAACAGGAAAUCCAACAGAGCUGCAAAGUCACCAUGUGCUCCUGUGCUUUGACAUAAGCAGCUUUUUGACAAACCUUGGAAGGCUGGUUCCUGAUUGGGAGCCUGUUAAAAUCAGUACAAGGCAAACAUAAUUAAUUGUGCUGUGUUUAAUUUGCUUUCUGAAAACUUCACCAUACAGCAUAUGGCUGUACAUCUAAAUGGGACAGAAAUCUGAAAUGAGAAUAUUUCUAGGUACUAGGGUUCAGGUGCUUUUUAUAUUUGCCUGUAUUUCUGUAUUUCCCAUAGUAAAUAUUAUUUAAUAAUAAAGAUAGGCAAUGCUAUAAUAUCUGAGCUACCUGCCUCUCCGCUAAUUACAGGUACAUCUGGUCACCUUCCUGCUCACAGUUGGCUAUGGUGAAUGUCACCCACAAGAAAACAUAAUCUCAGCUAAAUAGGCUCUGGGUUUUCAACUUUCGCUAUGGAUGCCCUAAAUAGUUUCCUAAAUAAAAGUGAC